AGCACUUUACGGAUAAGGAUUACAUGAGAACUGCUAGUCGACCAUCGCUUCGCCGCGACGCCAUGCCAACCAUUUUUGAGUGGGAAAUAGAUCCUGCUCCGGUGUGUGAGUCACAAAAUGACAGCGUUGAGGAGAUCAUUGAGCUACAAAAUUGCGAAGUUGGUUUAAAUGAAGGCGAUAAAGUAUAUCGGCCCAGGGACGGUACUCUUGAUGCUUCGACGUCACCUAUCCGUAACUGUGUUUACUAUGAUAGUGAUCUACAGGAAGUGGAAGUGUUGAAAGUGGAAGUUGAGACAUUCAAGCGCGAAAAUGCACACCUCAAAAAGGAAACCGAAAAGCAGUGCACCGAGCUCGCUACAUUGAAGCGGGAGUCCGACCUGCAAUUGAAGAGACACGCAUGGAAAAUGGAGUCACUGCAAAAACGUUUGGAUGAAAUGGCUGCCCAAAUGAAAAAUGUGGAAGAUGCACUAGCUUCCAUCUUCACCAAAGGGCAGAUAGCGAAGCUGAAGUCUGGGUCGAAGCGACGAAAAUGGGCGGAAGAGGAUAUUGCGAAGCCUCCGCUUACAAGUAUUUUGCUGAAAAACUUAAGCUCUAAUGCAGAACUGUGGCCGGUUGAAGAAGCGGAAUUCGAGGAUUUGGAGCUAGACGGACUCGAGCAUUUAGCGGGAUAUAUUUGCCACAAGCUGCAGGAUGACAUUCCCAGCACGUCGUUCAGGAGCAAUGACGACCAUUCAUUCUCCUGGGCGGAUCACCUUAAUGAGGCAUGAAUCAAUGUCCGCAUUUCACACGCACUGAUCUCAGUAUUUCAGACUCCUAAAAUUAAAAUACUUGCAU
This is a messenger RNA of Rhagoletis pomonella (apple maggot), 834 nucleotides long. RefSeq lists its product as uncharacterized. The coding region runs from base 24 to 767 and encodes 247 amino acids. Lineage: Eukaryota; Metazoa; Arthropoda; Insecta; Diptera; Tephritidae. The transcript is spliced from 6 exons. The record is from RefSeq and is a predicted model, not a curated record.